UGGGCGGGGCCGGCGCCGCCAAAGGCACGGGGGCGUUUUCGUGCGGGGUUUGCGGAACGGUCCGUUGCGGUGGAUGCGUGAUCUUGGUCCCGCGGCUAAUAAUCGUCCCCCCCUCGCUGGGGCCGGAGCGCGCGGCGCGGAGGAGCGGCGGUGAUCAGGGUGAUGUGCCAUCAGCCACUGGGGGGCAUCUGUCCUCUCUGCAACCCGUUCAUCCUCUGAAGCUUAUGGGAUAGGAGUGUGUGCCCCUUCCCAACACUGCAGCACCACUGGAGUCAUUUGUGCCAAAGCUGAGUUGUGCUGAGGGAACAGAGAUGGGCAGCCCGGGCAGCGAAGUGGGUCUAGUCGGGCCGGUGGAGCCAGCACUUGAAGAUCUGUGCUCCGAGUGUGGCCAGAUCCACCGCAACAGGGAGAACCACCUUUACAACUACCGCCUGGAGGUGGACGACGACCUGGUGUGCCACAUCUGCCUGCAGCCGCUGGUGCAGCCACUGGAUACGCCAUGUGGACACACCUUCUGCGCCCGCUGCCUGCGCAGCUUCCUCCAGGAGAGGGACUUCUGUCCUCUGGACAGGACACGGCUGCAGCUCCAGGCGUGCCGCAGAUCCAGCAUACUGGUUCACAAGCUACUGGACAAGCUGUCUGUGUCCUGCCCUCUGACCCCAGUCUGCUCCCUCAGCAUGCCACGCUGUGACCUGGAGGCACACCUCAAGCACAGCCAAUCAUUUUUGGCAGACUGGCGAAGGGUGUUGGCGACACGGGCAGCGAUUCAGAGGUGUCCCGGGACGCGGUGUCAGCAGACCAGCGUGGACGGCCCGAGAUGCGAGAGCGGGGACGAGCGAGCGAUGGUGACCAGCCCCCCCAGGUCGCCGUGCUCCCCGCAGACCGACCUGAGAGACCGCACGCCCUCGCCACCCUCUGGACCUAAUAACGCCUGCAGCAAUGGGCCCGUGUGGACGGACGAUGCCGGCCUCGACAACCCUGCCUUCGAGGAGAGCACAGAGGAAGACAGUGUGGUCGGGUUGGAGUGCGUGGUCCCCAGGGUGAAGCGGCCCCUCAGUAAUCCCUGCAUCCACCUCCUUCGCUCCGUCAGCUCCACUUCCUCUGGCUGGGACUGCCCCGAGUCCCCGCCUCUCUCCGCUGAAGAGGGCUGCGUGAAGUUGCCCUCACUUCCUGAAGGAGAGAUAACUGCCAUAGAAGUCCACCGGGCCAACCCGUACGUCGAGCUGGGCAUCAGCGUCGUCGGAGGAAACGAAACGCCGCUCAUCAACAUCGUGAUUCAGGAGGUGUACAGAGACGGGGUCAUCGCACGAGACGGGAGGCUGCUGGCCGGGGAUCAGAUUCUACAGGUGAACAAUGUGGACAUCAGUAACGUGCCGCACAGUUUUGCUCGUUCGACACUGGCUCGCCCCUGCACCACCCUGCAGCUGACUGUGCUCCGGGAGCGUCGCUGUGCCUCCCGGGCGCCUCCCUCCUCAUCCUCCUCCACUCCAGCUGUGCCCCACGCGCCCUGCUCCACCCCAGAGGGCGCGCCGUCCAGCCCUGCCACGCUAAGAAUCACCCUGAACAAGCGGGACUCGACAGAGCAGCUCGGAAUCAAGCUGGUGCGGCGGACGGAUGAGUCAGGGGUGUUUGUUUUGGACCUGUUGGACGGAGGCCUGGCAGCGAAGGAUGGCCGACUGCGGAGUAAUGACCGCGUUUUGGCAGUCAACGAGCAGGACCUACGCCACGGCACCCCAGAGCAGGCCGCACAGAUUAUACAGGCCAGUGGAGAGCGAGUCCACCUGCUUAUCGGCCGACCCAACAAACCAACUCCACCCCCACCGCCAAAAUCAAGCUCCACCAGAGACCUUUACUGCCUUGAUCACUUCCUGCCUAACCACAGCUCCACCCCGAGUCCUGUGCCCACGCACCUGUCUCGCACCAGCACCCACAGAGACCUCUCCCAGUGUGUGACCUGUAAGGAGAAACACAUCACUGUGAAGAAGGAACCUCUCGAGUCUCUGGGCAUGACUGUCGCAGGAGGGAGGGGCAGUAAGAGCGGGGAGCUGCCGAUCUUUGUGACCAGCGUCCAACCACACGGCUGCUUGUCGAGGGAUGGACGAAUCAAACGAGGUGACGUCCUGCUCAGUAUCAACGGGCAGGACUUAACGUAUCUGAGUCACAGCGAGGCAGUGGGCACCUUGAAGGCCAGCGCCGCCUCGCCCUCAGUCCAGCUGCGGGUGCUGGAGGUCAGCAUGCUGGAAGAACAUGAGCGAGACGAGCUGCUGCCUCACUCUCAUGACAGUGACUUUGACGCCAACUGGUCCCCGUCGUGGGUCAUGUGGCUGGGCCUGCCCAGCUACCUGCACAGUAGUCAUGAGAUCGUCCUGCGGAGGAGUCACCCUGGCAGCUGGGGCUUCAGCAUUGUUGGCGGGUACGAGGAGACUCACGGCAACCAGGCGUUCUUUAUCAAGACCAUAGUCCUCGGCACGCCUGCGUACUACGACGGGCGCCUCAAAUGCGGCGAUAUGAUUGUGGCAGUCAAUGGCCUUUCGACAGCAGGAAUGAGCCACUCUGCGCUGGUGCCCAUGCUGAAGGAGCAGCGCAGCCGGGUGGCGCUUACCGUGGUCUCCUGGCCCGGCAGCCUGGUAUAGCUGGGCCAGAUCAUAAGCAGGCUGCGCACCACGCAAAUUCCACCCCAGAAUGUUCUAUAUUGGGAACGACCUUGGCCAAAGUGAACUGGUACACGCUACUGUAUAUCGCUCCAUACCGGGCUUAAUCCAGGACCAAAAGCAUCCAGAACUGUAGUAGACCCAGCAGGACGAAGCCUGUCCUGACCAGGUGGGAACUGAUCCAGAUCGUGCCACGUCACGCGACAGACUGCACUCACGCACACACUGCUGUGUUCAUAUGGUCAUGUUGUCUUCACUCCCGCGGGGAGCACGGUACUUCAACUGUUAACAGGCGAUCUGUGCUGUAUUCAUCUCACCGGGCAGUUGUAGAAUCCAGGGCUGUAUUCAGGUGGAUGCAUCGUUGCAGGUAGAGAUAGAAUUUAAGAAAAAUUAAAUAGGUAGCCUGUGAUCCUCUGUCAUCGAGGAUAAUGACCUAUAAUCACGUUAAUCAAGAUGUUCUGCAACACCAGCGCUGUAUCCAGCUGAAUAAGCCUCAGGCCUUAUUAGAAAACCUGCCUCACCCUGGGGGGGGGGGCGGCUCAACUACCCUUAGGCCUCAUCACCAUGGCAACCAGCUGCCCCAUCAGCUGGAGUUUUAUACAUGUGUGAAUGUGAGUUUGUUAAUAAACAUUUCCUUUCAAGGAUUUAUUGUUGCUCUUCCAUCAGUGUGAAUAGAAGGCAGAUGUGUGGUUGAUAAGAGCAGGAGGCUGUUUACUACUAACGUUCACUCAGUCACUUAGAGACAAGUAUAGGACGUACUUUAGUAUAGUGCUGUAUUAACAAGGCUUUAUUUUUAUAUUUGCAUAAAUAAUAAAGUAAUCAACUGAAAUUUGUUGCAACAUUAA
Messenger RNA from Hippoglossus stenolepis (Pacific halibut), 3496 nucleotides. RefSeq names its product ligand of numb-protein X 2a (gene lnx2a). Gene Ontology annotation, molecular function: protein binding; metal ion binding; ubiquitin-protein transferase activity. Bases 312 to 2633 code for a protein of 773 amino acids. NCBI's taxonomy places the organism in Eukaryota, Metazoa, Chordata, Actinopteri, Pleuronectiformes, Pleuronectidae. The record is from RefSeq and is a predicted model, not a curated record. The transcript is spliced from 12 exons.